AUGCAGAGAGAGAAGAGAGCAGAGUCUAAUACACUUUCUUCACAGAUCCCUGAGAAAGAUGCUGUGGGCCGCAGCGGGCCUAAGUUUCCCAUGGCCCAAAGUUUGCUGCAGCCAGAGACACUCUCCUCCCGUCCUGCUCAGCUACUAGUAGAGCUCCUACCUGAACGGCAUCCAGCCGCGAAGUGCCGCGGCAAAACAGAGUCACGAGCACUAGAAGACAGGCAGUCGCAGGUGAGUUACUCCCUGAGACACAGGGACCUAGUGCCUCCAGGCUCCCUGCGUCCAGCAGUGCCACAAGUGGCGCACGUGCAUCCAAACUCGCUGGAUCACGGGAGAACACAGAGAUGUCCUAUGUGGCUGCUGCCCAUACGGCAGUCAGACGCAAUGUUUCGG
This is a messenger RNA of Pelobates cultripes (western spadefoot toad), 393 nucleotides long. Lineage: Eukaryota; Metazoa; Chordata; Amphibia; Anura; Pelobatidae. The record is from the annotation of a GenBank genome assembly.